Messenger RNA from Poecilia latipinna (sailfin molly), 3040 nucleotides. Its product is annotated as cadherin-like protein 26. The record is from RefSeq and is a predicted model, not a curated record. Gene Ontology annotation, biological process: calcium-dependent cell-cell adhesion; cell morphogenesis; multicellular organism development. Bases 333 to 2621 code for a protein of 762 amino acids. Gene Ontology annotation, cellular component: catenin complex; adherens junction; plasma membrane. The transcript is spliced from 13 exons. NCBI's taxonomy places the organism in Eukaryota, Metazoa, Chordata, Actinopteri, Cyprinodontiformes, Poeciliidae. Gene Ontology annotation, molecular function: cadherin binding; calcium ion binding; beta-catenin binding.
GCAGGGUGAGUAUUGAUAGAGAUAGACAUUUAAAUGUCAAGAUGGAGGAUCACUGUAAAAACUGCUCAUUGUGUUUCUUGUGAUCCAGAUUAAUAUUGCAACAGAUAUAAGACUUACUGAAAUACAUGGGCCAGGUGUUGACGAGGAACCUCUGAAUUUAUUCAAAAUUGACAACAAGACAGCAGAGAUCUGGGUCAUGCAGCCUGUGGACCGUGAGAUCCAUGAUCAGUUUAAGGUGAUUAGGAAAAACCACACAUUUGAGCAAUGUGUUGUUCAAAGUUUAACAGUACGUAUUUGUGUGCUUUAGUUAUGGAAGUGCUUUUGACUAUGAAAUGUACUUUGUGUCUCAGCUGAUAUUUCAGGCGUUUAAAAAAGAAAAGGGUGAUAUAAAUGCAAAAAUUGGAAUUAAUAUUGAUAUUAUUGAUACAAAUGACAACGAACCAAAAUUUAACAAUCACGUGUAUGAGGUCACCAUAGAAGAGGCACCAUCACAGGGCACUGAGUUGGUCAAUGUUACAGCAACAGAUCGUGACAGUACCGAGAAGAACAGGAAAUUUAGCUUUAGUAUAGAGUCAGUGAGUCCGACUCCACAGAACUUUGAAUUCGUUAUAAAUGAGGAGCCUGAUUCUGGAAACGGGACCAUUUCAUUCAAAGGAUGUCUGGACCACGAGAAGGCACAGAAAUACACCCUUAUUGUGAAAGCCACAGACCAUGGACAACCGAAAUCACUCUCCAGUUCUACAACAGUGAUAAUCAAUAUAGAGGACGGAAACAGACAUCUUCCAGUGUUCACAAAGCAAAAAGGCGAAGCAAGUGUGAAAGAAGGACUGCAAGGUGUUCUCAUUUCACGUCUGCAAGUUACAGAUGAAGACACCAGAGGCACAAAGGCCUGGAAAGCAAAAUAUAAAAUCCAAGGAGAUACAAACGGCAACUUCAGAAUUGAUACUGAUCCUGAGACAAACGAAGGUCUAGUCUAUGUGCAAAAGAUACUCGACUAUGAGGAAGAUCCUUUGAAGAACAUCAUCAUCUCUGCAGAGAAUGAGAUUCUCUACUUUACUUGCAAAGUCAUAAACCGCAAUACUGCUGGUCUUUGGGAAAUUAAGACUGUCAAUGGUAGCACUUUCAGUGAGGCACAAGGUGUGACUGGAACAAAAGAAAUGCGUUUGUCCACCUAUCACCUGACAGUAAACAUAGAAGAUGUCAAUGAACCCCCUGUCUUUGAUCCAUCAAACAAAACCAUUACCGCAUAUGAGGAUGUUGCGUUGGGUUACUAUUUGGAGACACUAAUUGCUAAAGACCCUGAUGUUAAUGGUGCAAAUCAAAUCCGAUACAUGAUUGGAGAAGAUCCAGCUGGUUUUGUUACAGUGGACUCCAACUCAGGAAAAAUAACCACAUCAAAGAGUUUAGACCGAGAGUCACAGUUAGUUAAAGAUGGACUGUAUGUCAUCAAAAUAUAUGCCACUGACAAUGGUGAACCGUCCCAGACUGGCACAGCAACACUCAGCAUCAAGAUUGUCGAUGUAAACGACAAUGCUCCAUCCUUGGACAAAAGCAUUAUCGACAUGUGCCAAACAGAUAAAAUCUCAUUGGUCAGUGUCACAGCUUUAGAUCCAGAUGCAGAACCAUACAGUGGGCCUUUCUCGUUCAAGCUUCUUGGAGAUGUUAAGGACAAGUGGAGGAUUGAUCCUGAAAAGGGCCAUUCCUUCAAGCUUGUGAAUGAACACAAAGCUACAAUUAUGAUUUUCGGACAGCAUGAAUUGCAGCUAGAAGUGUCAGAUCGUCAAGGAAAAACAGCUGUCCACAGCUUGUCAGUUAGUGUGUGCAAAUGCUCCAAAACACCUAAGCCAGACUGCAGACUCAAGAAACAUACUGGAUCCAGACUCGGACCAGGAGCUCUGGGAAUUUUAUUUUUAAGCAUUUUACUGUUCAUAGGCUUUCUGCUUUUAACUUUUCUGAUGUCAUGUAAGCCUGAGAGGAUACCAUUCCCCAAUGACUCUGCAGGGCAAUAUUUAAUGAUUAGUAACUCAGAGGGACCUGGAUCUGAUUGCAAAUUGCCUUUAGGAAACCUGGGCCACAUUGGUCAUGGACAACAGAUGCAGAUAUCUCAAGGCAAGCCAUUGACAGUGAUGCCGGUAUUAGUUGAUGACAACUCACAAAUGAGUCAGAACACGAUAAGCUGCCAGCAAGAAACAAUCCUUGAGAUAAAUUCUGCUCUGCCGACUAUUGAUGGGCAAUGGAUGAUUCCCCAUGGCUCUUCUACUUCAGGCAUGAAGAAGAGACAUCAGCAGCAAGAAAUAAAGAAAGCAAACCAAACGGUUGGGAUACUACAAAGCCAACAUGUUUUGGAAGAUCUACAGUAUAAUCUAAUAAAAACAAAAGUACUCACUUUGGAGGAGUCGGGCAAGGAGUUGGGUGAUUAUGAACCCGUCAUCUAUGCUGAUGAGGGAGACUUCGAACACAACUUUGAACUUGAUGCUCUCUCUGACCCUGGAGUUUCCUUUGACCAAGACAUGGAACUGGAUUACACGUUUUUACCUUUGGCCUCAAUCUGUUCACCUGACAUCGCUGCCUACUUCGGUAAAGAGCAGAGUUUGAUACAGCAGGACAUAUUUAUUUCAUGAAUCUAAUGUUCAGUCUCUUGAUUUUUGUAAUGCAAACAAUCUUGAACUCAGCCAUACUGUUAAGAUAUUUAAAAAGCCUAAAAUGGUCUUUGAACAAAACUAAAUGGCUUUUUGAUGCAAUUAUGGCCUAAACAUUGAGAGAGAGGAUAAAGAUUAACAGCAUUGUUUACAUCACCUAUCUGAAAAGAAACUAUUUGAAGGCAGCAUUCAAAGAUUGUCAGUAUUUGUAAAGAAAGGCCAAUAAAAACUGCUCUGGCUGAUGCGUGUGAUUGGCCUAUUUAAAACCUGUACAUAUAUGAUUCCAAUACUGUUUGAUGGAUGUGCUUGUGCUGCUUGUAGUUUAUAUUUGGACGGAAAAACAAACCCGCUGAGGGUUGUACUUGGGAUUUUAUUGUGUAUUAUUUAUUGUAAAAACAAGG